Benincasa hispida (wax gourd) is the source of this 1852-nucleotide messenger RNA. RefSeq names its product NAD(P)-linked oxidoreductase superfamily protein. Lineage: Eukaryota; Viridiplantae; Streptophyta; Magnoliopsida; Cucurbitales; Cucurbitaceae. Gene Ontology annotation, molecular function: L-galactose dehydrogenase activity. Gene Ontology annotation, biological process: L-ascorbic acid biosynthetic process. The record is from RefSeq and is a predicted model, not a curated record. Gene Ontology annotation, cellular component: cytosol.
AAUCCAACGGAUCUUAAAGGAUCGAAUUGAAUGGCCCAUCUGCGGCCUGGUCCCCCAACUUGGCGUUUUUCUUCCAUAAUUGGAAUCCCUUUUUCACUUCCUUUCCCGGGAAAAUCUUGCAUUGCUCUUACUUAAUUCUGUUAGCUUCAUCGGAAUCAAUGGCGGCUUCUUAUCCCAAGCUCCAGUUACGGGACCUGGGAAACACCGGCCUCAAAACCAGCAGUGUCGGCUUUGGUGCUUCCCCUCUCGGCAGCGUCUUCAGCACCGUCUCUGAGGAGGAUGCCGUCGCCGCCGUUCGUGAAGCCUUUCGUCUUGGCAUCAACUUCUUCGACACCUCCCCGUACUAUGGAAGGACCUUAUCAGAAAAGAUGCUUGGUAAGGGACUGAAAGCUCUAGGAGUUCCAAGGAGUGAGUAUAUAGUGUCAACAAAGUGUGGGAGAUAUGGUGAGGGUUUUGAUUUCAGUGCUGAGAGGGUGACAAGGAGCAUUGAUGAGAGUUUGGCUAGGCUACAACUAGAUUACGUCGAUAUACUGCAAUGCCAUGAUAUUGAAUUUGGAUCUCUUGAUCAGAUCGUGAAUGAGACGAUUCCUGCACUUCAAAAGCUAAAGGAAGCUGGGAAGACUCGUUUCAUUGGUAUUACAGGGCUUCCAUUGGAAAUAUUUACGUAUGUGCUUGAUCGAGUACCACCUGGGACCAUUGAUGUGAUUCUUUCAUAUUGUCACUACAGUAUUAACGAUUCAACAUUGUUAGAUUUGCUACCUUACUUGAAGAGUAAGGGAGUUGGAAUAAUCAGUGCGUCUCCCCUAGCAAUGGGACUUCUAACUGAUCAUGGUCCCCCAGACUGGCACCCAGCUUCACCAGAAUUGAAGUCUGCAUGUCAAGCUGCAGCUGCUCAUUGUAAAAAGAAGGGAAAAAAUAUUUCAAAGUUAGCCCUCCAAUACAGUCUGGUAAACAAAGAUAUUUCAACAGUGCUGGUUGGCAUGAACUCUGUUAGACAGGUGGAGGAAAACGUAGCCGCUGCUGAAGAACUUGCCACAUUUGGGAGGGAUGAGGAAACUCAAUCGGAGGUUGAAGCUAUCCUUAUCCCUGUCAAGAAUCAGACAUGGCCAAGUGGAAUCCAAAAGAGCUGAUAUUUUAGCCGCUGCUGCUAGAUGCAAGGGAGUCAGGUUACAUAAUCCUUCUGCCUAACCUCAACACGAAUCAAAUGUACCUGCGCAGAAAGGUUAAUCAGAUCCCUAAAGGUAGAAGGCCAGUUUGAAGUUCCAUCAGGACACAAAAAAUCACCCAUCUUAGCAUGAAGGGGGGAAUUAUCUGCAUCCAAGAUAACUGUAGUACUAAACUGUUGGAAGAUGGACCCCCAUCUAAUCAUGGGUCAAAUCAAAUUGAAUAACAAUGCCCAUUACCAAUAGAAAAUCAAUCAAUCAAGGAACUCAAACUAUCCGAACGUGAAGAUUAGCCCUCCAACACUAAGACAAACACAUAGAUGCCCUAAUGACCCAAAUACUCUGACCUGUAAACUAUAUGCCUCCACCUAUGCAACUCGCGGAGAUCUAAAUUGAAUCAAAAUGAGCCACAAUAACAGCAACAUUCCAAAAGGAAUGUAACGAAUACCCAUACCACCCUUUCUAUGCUGCACCCAACACUAUCUACUUCCCCCUCCAAAGGAAUGUUGCAAAUACCCAGACCACCCUCUAGAUCUUGCAAUUAUGCAAUUUAUUUUGUAUUACCCAAAUUUUAUCAAAUAGUCACCUGGUAUAGUGGCUGAGUGCUUGCCUUACCACAUCAUGGUGUGGAAUUCGAUCUUGUAAUUAUGCAGUUUAUUAUAUAUUACUACCCAAAUGAUAUUCUUCUA